Molecule: messenger RNA, 1626 nt
Organism: Athalia rosae (coleseed sawfly)
Lineage: Eukaryota; Metazoa; Arthropoda; Insecta; Hymenoptera; Athaliidae
Gene: alien
Product: COP9 signalosome complex subunit 2
Exons: 9
Coding region: 151-1494 (447 amino acids)
Biological process (GO): protein deneddylation
Cellular component (GO): COP9 signalosome
Source: RefSeq, a predicted model, not a curated record
AUGGAGCUGUGGCCACUUGUAUUUUUUUUUUUUGUGUAGUCAAAAAAGAGGGUUAUAAACAAAAUCAAAAACCCUUCUAGCCCUCAAGGAUUUUAUUAAGUGUUCUCCAGUGAUAGUUGUUGCUAGUUGUGAAAAAAGUCUGUAAAUACAAUGUCGGAUGGCGAAGACGACUUUAUGUGCGAGGACGAGGAGGACUACGGUCUGGAGUACUCGGAAGAUUCGAACUCUGAACCCGAUGUAGACCUAGAGAAUCAAUAUUACAACAGUAAAGCAUUGAAGGAAGAUGAUCCGAAGGCUGCAUUGCAAAGUUUUCAGAAAGUUUUGGACCUGGAAGGUGGAGAUAAAGGGGAAUGGGGCUUUAAGGCUCUGAAACAAAUGAUUAAAAUAAAUUUUAAACUGUCCAACUACAAAGAGAUGAUGACCCGUUACAAGCAGCUUUUAACUUACAUUAAAAGUGCCGUGACCAGAAAUCACUCUGAAAAAUCUAUAAAUUCAAUAUUGGAUUAUAUUAGCACUUCGAAAAACAUGGAAUUGUUGCAAGACUUUUAUGAGACUACACUAGAUGCUUUGAAAGAUGCAAAGAACGAUCGUCUCUGGUUCAAGACAAACACAAAGCUUGGAAAGCUCUACUUCGACCGUUCGGAUUUUAACAAAUUAGCAAAAAUACUGAAACAGCUUCAUCAGAGUUGUCAGGUAGGUAUUACAGACGAGGGAGAGGAUGACCUGAAAAAAGGAACCCAGUUGUUAGAAAUCUACGCCUUGGAAAUCCAAAUGUACACUGCUCAGAAAAACAACAAAAAACUUAAAACUCUUUACGAACAAAGUCUGCAUAUUAAAAGCGCCAUCCCCCAUCCCCUUAUAAUGGGCGUCAUCAGAGAGUGCGGAGGUAAGAUGCACUUGAGGGAGGGCGAGUUUGAGCGAGCUCACACAGACUUUUUUGAAGCUUUUAAGAACUACGAUGAGUCAGGAUCCCCAAGACGGACCACGUGCUUAAAGUAUUUGGUCCUUGCAAACAUGCUUAUGAAGUCUGGGAUUAAUCCUUUCGACUCGCAGGAAGCUAAGCCGUACAAAAAUGAUCCGGAGAUACUUGCUAUGACUAAUCUCGUUGUCAGCUAUCAAAAUAAUGACAUCAAUCAGUUUGAAUCAAUCCUCAAACAGAACCGAAAUAAUAUUAUGGAUGAUCCAUUCAUCAGAGAACACAUAGAAGACCUGCUUCGAAAUAUCAGGACACAGGUUCUCAUCAAACUGAUAAAGCCGUACACGAGGAUUCACAUACCCUUCAUUAGCAAAGAAUUAAACAUCGACGCUUCUGAAGUAGAGAGUCUCUUGGUCUCCUGUAUUCUGGAUAGCACCGUACGCGGCCGUAUAGAUCAGGUGAAUCAGGUUCUCGAAUUGGACAAAAAGUCGCUUUGCGCCGCUCGUUACAACGCACUUGAUAAAUGGACGAACCAGUUACAGUCCCUGCACGUAGCGGUAGUGAACAAAAUGUCGUAGUGAUAGUUCGAAGACUGUCUUUCCGUAUGAUUUAAAACUAUGAAUUAAUAUUGUACCAUAAUACCAAACAAUGAUAGGAGUUGAAAAAAAGAACAUCUCGACUUCAUAAUAAUAAAAAAAAACCUAACGUGA